Saprolegnia parasitica CBS 223.65 is the source of this 696-nucleotide messenger RNA. RefSeq lists its product as hypothetical. The transcript has a single exon. Bases 1 to 696 code for a protein of 231 amino acids. Lineage: Eukaryota; Oomycota; Saprolegniomycetes; Saprolegniales; Saprolegniaceae. The record is from RefSeq and is a predicted model, not a curated record.
AUGUCGCUCAUGCGUUUCUUCCAGUCCAAGCAAUCCUUUGACGCGCUCCAACUCGCGAAGUCGGUCCGAUGCAGCGUUUUCAAGUCGUUUCCAACGACCGAGCCAACGCGCCUCGUGAUGCAAGGUCAGCGCUGGUCGUGGCCGGGCCGCGACUACACCGUGACCAACUCAAAUGGAAUAUUGGUCGCAGAGAUUCAAGUCCAGCGAUUCUCAUUUCCCAACCAGCGGACACUCCUCGACGCGGCGCGCCGCCCCGUCGCGCUCAUAAAGCUCGACCCGUACUCGUUUUUUAACGAGCAAAUGGUCUACGAAAACUCGGACGACGACGUGCCAUUGCUUACGAUCAAGUAUCGCAAACAUGCGUCGUUUCACCAACAAGAGUGCGAGGUGCGCAACCAAGAGACGGGCAAGACCCACCUCCUCGUGCUCCAGCCCGCAAACGUUCUCACGCGCCGCAGCGUCCUCACCGACGGCGACGACGGGCCGAUUCUCGCCAAGGUCCACCAACCGUUCACGUGCCAGUUCGCGAACCGGUAUGAAAUGGACGUCGCGGCCGGUGUCGACGCAGGCGUCGUCACGUUGAUGUGUGCGGCCAUGGACGAAGAGACGCGCAAACGAGUGGAUUGGGUCUCCUGCGGCUUCCUCGGCGUCCUUGGCGCCUCGUUUAUGGGACUCACUCUCCUGACCAUGGUGUAA